Gamsiella multidivaricata is the source of this 2490-nucleotide messenger RNA. Its product is annotated as V-type ATPase, V0 complex, 116kDa subunit family. The transcript is spliced from 7 exons. Gene Ontology annotation, biological process: vacuolar acidification; proton transmembrane transport. The record is from RefSeq and is a predicted model, not a curated record. The coding region runs from base 1 to 2490 and encodes 829 amino acids. NCBI's taxonomy places the organism in Eukaryota, Fungi, Mortierellomycota, Mortierellomycetes, Mortierellales, Mortierellaceae. Gene Ontology annotation, cellular component: fungal-type vacuole membrane; vacuolar proton-transporting V-type ATPase, V0 domain; vacuolar proton-transporting V-type ATPase complex. Gene Ontology annotation, molecular function: ATPase binding; proton-transporting ATPase activity, rotational mechanism.
AUGUCGCUUAUUCAGCUGUACAUCCCAGCCGAGGUGGUACAGCCCACGGUCUUGGAAUUGGGGGAACUUGGCCUGGUCCAGUUUCGCGAUCUGAACCCCGAUGCGAACGCCUUUCAGCGCGCAUUCGUGAAUGAGAUUCGACGCUUUGACGAGAUGGAAAGGAAACUCCGUUUCUUCACUUCUCAGAUCGAAAAAGCAAAGAUCUCCGUGCAUCCUGCUCUUUCUUCGUCCUACAUCAAUCGUGCGCCUUCGCGCCAGGAGCUGGACGAGAUUGAGGCACGUCUUGCGGUGCACGAAAAUCGCCUUCUUCAAAUGAACAGUUCUUACGAAACCCUGCAGAGGCGGCACUGUGAACUUGUCGAACUCAAGCAUGUCCUGAAAGAGGCUACUGCCUUUUUUGAAGAGGCUGCUUCACAUCAGGAGCAAAUCCGGGCAUCGAUGGACGAACCGAAUGCACCACUUCUAGACGAUCUGGAGACGGGGCCCUCACAGGAAGCACAGAGUCUUGGACUGGCGCUUGGCAAUAUUACAGGCGUCAUUCCGCGGAUCAAGUUGCAGGUCUUUGAGCGUAUCCUGUGGAGAUCCUUACACGGCAACCUGUACAUGAAUACUGCGGAAGUUGAAGAGCCGAUCGUGGAACCCUCGACAGAUCUGGUGGUCGAAAAGUGCGUGUUCAUCAUCUUUGCACACGGACAGGAGAUUCUUGCCAAAAUCAAGAAGAUUGCAGAGUCAUUGGGCGCCACUCUUUAUGCAAUCGAUUCAUCCGCAAGCCGACGGCGGGAGGCCUUGGCAGAUGCCGUUCGCCAUAUUGAUGAAUUCAGUUCUGUUCUUCUUAACACAACCCAAACUCGCCGGCAAGAGCUACUCCAUAUUUCUCAACAUCUGACUACAUGGAUGACGAUUGUCAAGAAGGAGAAAGCAGCGUAUCACACCAUGAACUGUUUCAAUUAUGACAUGCACCGGAAAUGUUUGAUUGCAGAAGGAUGGUGCCCUACGAGCGAAAUCAGCACCAUCCAGGCUGCACUUCGUACCGUGACAGAGCGCUCUGGAUCAAGCGUUCCCUCGAUUUUGCAGGAAUUGCGCACCCAAAAGGAGCCUCCGACCUACCACAAGACCAAUAAGUUCACUGCAGGUUUCCAAGCUAUUGUAGAUGCAUAUGGCAUGGCUCAUUAUCGCGAGGUAAACCCCGGACUCUUCACCGUGAUCUCGUUCCCAUUCCUGUUUGCAGUCAUGUUUGGAGAUGUCGGCCAUGGUAUUCUGGUGCUGCUUUUGGGACUGUACUUGGUCAUGAAUGAGCGCCGACUCGCUCAUGUUGAUGGCGAGAUGUUUGGAAUGGUCUUUGGAGGUCGCUACAUUGUUCUACUCAUGGGGGCGUUCUCGGUCUUUACGGGAUUGAUGUACAACGAUAUAUUCUCACGGGCCCUGCCACUGUUUCAGAGCGGCUGGCGCUUCAACGUUCCAGAGGACUAUGACGGCAAGACGGUUCUCGUUGCAGAGCCUACAGGCUACACCUAUCCGUUCGGGAUCGAUUAUGGAUGGCAUGGAACGGAGAACUAUCUAUUGUUCACCAACUCUUACAAGAUGAAGAUGUCGGUCAUUUUGGGAGUAAUCCACAUGUCGUUCGGUAUCUGCAUGGUCUAUUUUAACGCCAAGCACUUCCGAAAACCGAUCGACAUUAUCGGAGGCUUCAUUCCGCAGAUGAUGUUCAUGCAAUGCCUGUUUGGAUACCUUGUGAUGAUGAUCAUCUACAAGUGGACAGUUGACUGGUUCGAAACCGACGCUGCUGGUCACUCUGUGCGCAACUCACCGCCUAGCUUGCUCAACACGAUGAUCUACAUGUUUCUGAGUCCUGGAUCGGUCAACGAGGGCGACAAGCUGUAUUCAGGACAGGGAUUUGUCCAAGCGUUGCUUGUGCUUCUGGCAUUUGUAUGCAUACCCUGGAUGCUCUUCCUGAAGCCGUACUAUCUAAAGCAUGAGCACAACAAGGCCCGGGUCCUGGGGUACCAUCAGCCAUCCGAGAAUCAUGUUCGCAUCAGUACUGACAGUAAUCACACAGAUGAGGCUGGCGGGGCAGUUGUGGCAGGAGAUAGCGAAGGCGAGGAGGAGGAGUUUGAGUUUUCGGAGGAACUGAUCCAUCAAGUGAUUCACACGAUCGACUUUUGUUUGGGAUGCAUCUCCAACACUGCGUCGUACCUACGACUGUGGGCUCUUUCACUCGCACACGCUCAGCUGUCGGAAGUGCUCUGGACCAUGACCUUGGGGUUGGCCUGGGGCAUCUCUGGAGGCCUAGGGGUGUUUAUGACGAUUGUGAUGUUUGCGCUGUGGUUCACGCUGACGAUCUUUAUUCUGUGUGGGAUGGAGGGACUCUCUGCGUUUUUGCAUGCUCUUCGUUUGCACUGGGUGGAGUUCAACAACAAGUUCUACCAGGGUACGGGAUAUCCAUUCGAGCCUUUCUCCUUUGCAGCCGUACUUUCUGAAAAGAAUCUUUAA